Messenger RNA from Chironomus riparius, 1337 nucleotides. The record is from the annotation of a GenBank genome assembly. Lineage: Eukaryota; Metazoa; Arthropoda; Insecta; Diptera; Chironomidae.
AGUUCAAUUGCUGGUUCUGAAUAAGGCAGACAAAAAAAAACUAUGGAUUUGAAAAUAAUUUCUGUGUUCUUAAUUACCUUAUUCCUUUGUGGAUUUGCUGAAAAAGCUAGAUUUGACCAUUAUCGUGUCUAUGAAGUGAGCAUUAAUAAUGACGAGCAAUUAAGCUUAAUGAGGGAAAUUGAAAGUUAUUCAGAUUCGUACCAAUUUAUUGAGAAAUCAGGAACAAUCAAUUCAAAUACGCGCCUUAUCGUUCCGCCUCACAAGUUUGCAGAGUUUGAAGAAAUUGUUGUGAGAUAUGAGAUAAAAUCCCGUCUACUGAUUAAUAAUUUUCAAGAAAUAAUAGAUAAUGAGCAGCCAAAGGGAAUGAAGAAAGGGAUAUUCGAUUGGACAAGAUACUGGGAAUUGAAUGAAAUUUAUGAAUGGUUCAACAUCCUUGUUACUCAAUUUCCAAAUGAUGUUUCCAUAGUUAAUAUUGGGGAUUCAUAUGAAGGACGUCCAAUUUUAGGACUGAAACUUAACAUUGGUGGCGGUGCCAAUAAGAAAUCAAUUAUAUUUGAAGGAACACAUCAUGCACGUGAAUGGAUUUCUGCUGCAACAGUUACAUACAUGCUUAAUGAACUUUUAACUUCCAAUAAUACUGAUGUAAAGGAUAUUGCUGCUGCAUAUGAAUGGUACAUUUUUCCUGUAACAAAUCCUGAUGGCUAUCUCUAUACAUGGACUAAUAAUCGAAUGUGGAGAAAAAAUCGAAAGCCAACUUCAAAUUUGUUGUGCAUUGGAACUGACUUAAAUCGUAAUUGGGAUAAUUUCUUUAAUCAAGGAGGAACAUCAUUUAAUCCAUGUGAUAAUACAUAUGCUGGAUCGUCCCCUUUUUCAGAACCAGAGACGAAAGUUCUUUCAGAAUUCAUAAAAACAGUUCCCAACUUGGUCGGCUACUUCCCAUUCCAUUCUUAUUCACAAAUUCUGAUGGUUCCUUAUGGAUGGACUCAUGAGUUACUUGAUAAUUAUCAUGAACUUUAUGCAAUAGGAGAGAAAGCUUUGGAAACACUGUCAUCAUUUUAUGGAACCACUUAUGAACUUGGUUCUAUUGCGAAUGUCAUAUACAUUGCAACUGGGGCUUCAAUUGAUUGGGUUAAAUAUGAGCUGAAAACAAAUGUCACAUUUGAGUACGAAAUGAGAGAUGUAGGUGCAUAUGGCUUCAAUCUACCAGCAUCACAAAUCAUUGAAAACUCAAUCGAGGUCUUUGCAUCAAUAAUUACAAUUUUACAAGAAGCACAAAAGAUUGGAAUUGCAUAAACAUUUAAUAUAAUAUAGUUUAUUGUAAUUGAGUUUAAGGCAGU